Anolis sagrei ordinatus is the source of this 9316-nucleotide messenger RNA. Lineage: Eukaryota; Metazoa; Chordata; Lepidosauria; Squamata; Anolidae. The record is from RefSeq and is a predicted model, not a curated record.
UUUCCUUCCUUCCUUCCUCCCUCCCGAAAGUGUUACGUACAGUUAUGCUCCUGAUGAAUGUGACACCAAGUGCCUGCUGAUCCUGAUGACCAUUGAAAAACCUUCCAAACUUGCAUUUAUUUUAAGGACGUGCUAACCCUUUCGGAAUCCAAAUGCUUCCUGUCUUUCCUUCACUUUCUGCAUCUGAAGGAGAAGAGGAAGGGGAGGAAAGGGCAGUGAGGGGGCUUAGGGAGAACCCCCUCCAUCUUGGCUGACCCACCAUGCAACUCCCAAGUUAGAAAGUCUGCCCAUACCUGCCCUAAAUGUUUCAGAUCACAGUAGAAUGGAAUUGUCAUGGAAUGUAUGGCCAAACCGUGCUUUGGUGAUGAAUAGCAUGCUGCUUUGAAUGCAUCUGCACUCUUUCACCUUUCUUCUAUGAUUUGAGUUGCUGAUGUAUGAUCAGAAUGAGUGGAUUAGGGGAGAACUCCUUGGACAGCAUGACCAGUGAUUCAAGAAAACGCAAGCCAUUGCCCUGUGAUACCCCGGGACCAGGUUUAAUUUGCAGUGGUGAGAAACGUCGACGGGAGCAAGAAAGCAAAUAUAUUGAAGAGCUGGCUGAGCUGAUAUCUGCUAACCUGAGUGACAUUGAUAAUUUCAAUGUCAAGCCGGAUAAAUGUGCAAUUUUAAAGGAAACUGUUAGACAGAUACGACAAAUAAAGGAACAAGGAAAAACAGCUUCAGCUGAUGAUGAUGUUCAGAAAGCUGAUGUGUCUUCAACUGGUCAAGGUGUUAUUGAUAAAGAUUCAUUGGGACCUCUUCUGUUACAGGCAUUGGAUGGCUUCUUAUUUGUAGUCAAUCGAGAUGGGAACAUUGUAUUUGUAUCUGAAAAUGUCACUCAGUAUUUGCAAUAUAAACAAGAAGACUUGGUUAAUACAAGUGUUUACAGUAUUUUGCACGAGGAAGAUCGGAAGGAUUUCCUUAAAAAUUUACCAAAAUCUGCAGUGAAUGGAGUUUCUUGGACCAAUGAAGCACCUAGACAGAAGAGUCACACAUUUAAUUGCCGCAUGAUGGUGAAAACAGUACAUGAUCUUCUGGAAGAUGUAGGGAGCAACCAAGAUACACAUCAAAGAUUUGAAACCAUGCAGUGUUUUGCUUUAUCACAGCCAAGAGCUAUGUUAGAAGAAGGUGAAGAUUUGCAGUCUUGUAUGAUAUGUGUGGCACGUCGUAUCUCUGCGGUGGAAAGAGCAUUUUCACCAAAUACAGAAAGCUUUGUUACUAGGCAUGAUCUUUCAGGUAAACUUGUCAACAUAGAUACAAACUCUCUCAGGUCCAUGAAACCUGGAUGCGAAGAUACGAUCCGUCGUUGUAUUCAGAGAUUUUUAUGUCAAAAUGAAGGACAACCCUGGUCAAACAAACGCCAUUAUCAAGAAGCGUAUAUACAAGGCCACUCUGAAACUCCAUUCUAUCGGUUUUCCUUAGCAGAUGGAACAAUAGUGAUAGCACAGACAAAAAGUAAACUGUUUCGAAACCCAGUUACCAAUGACCGUCAUGGAUUUAUCUCCACUCACUUUCUUCAAAGAGAACAAAAUGGAUAUCGACCAAAUCCUGUUUCAAUGGGACAGAAUAUCAGAGCACCCACCACCGGGGGCACAAAUUCAGGUGGUGGUGUUAUGAAUAUGUUGCCUGGGCAAAACAUGCCUUUGCAGAACAGGACCUAUGGCAUGGGAGAUCCUAACUUGAUGGGGCAGAUGAGCAGUGCUAGAUAUGGUGGCCAUGGAAAUAUGGGAUCAGUGAACUCUGUGCCAGGAAUGCAGUCUUCUCCUUAUCAGGGUAACUAUGGAUUAAAUAUGAGCAGCCCACCACAUGGCAGCCCAGGCUUAAAUUCCGGUCAACAGAAUUUAAUGAUAUCUCCUAGAAAUCGUGGGAGUCCUAAAGUGAAUUCACACCAGUAUUCUCCUGUAACAGGUGUGCACUCUCCUAUGGGACCUGCCAGCAAUACUAGCAACAACUUCUCAAGCAGCUCACUUAGUGCUCUUCAGGCAAUUAGUGAGGGGGUUGGAACAUCUCUUCUGUCUACGCUUUCUUCACCGGGUCCCAGACUGGACAAUUCUCCAAAUAUGAAUGUUUCUCAACAAAGUAAAAUGGGUAAUCAGGACUCAAAGAGCCCUCCAGGCAUAUAUCCUGAGCAAAAUCAGGUGGAGAGCUCUAUGUGUCAAUCAAAUAGCAGGGACUCCCUUGGUAACAAGGAUAGCAAAGAGGAGAGUCUUGAAGGAUCUGAUCAAAGGGGUCCAGCUGAAAGCAAAGGUCAUAAAAAACUUCUUCAGUUACUCACUUGUUCGUCAGAGGACCGAGGACAUUCAACACUGUCAAACUCUCCCUUAGACUCUUCUUGCAAAGAAUCAUCUACCAAUGCUACAAGCCCUUCCUCUGGAGUUUCCUCUUCUACCUCUGGAGGGGUUUCUUCAUCAAACAUGCAAGAGAAGCACAGAAUUUUACAUAAGUUGCUACGGAAUGGUAAUUCUCCAGCAGAGGUAGCAAAAAUCACUGCUGAAGCUACUGGCAAAGAUACAUACCAUGAUAGCAAUACGGUUUCCUGUGGGGAAGGAAUGGUGAAACAGGAGCAAAUGAGUCCUAAAAAGAAAGAGAACCAUGCUCUGCUUAGAUACCUUCUUGACAAAGAUGAUGGAAAGGAUUCACUUUCAAAAGACAUUAAACCUAAAAUAGAAUGUUUAGAUAGCAAAAUGGGACAGUGCUGUAGUUCUGCUGUACCUACAUCAAGUCAAGAGAAAGAGAUGAAAAUAAAAACAGAACCCACAGAAGAGAUGAGUGGAGAUUUGGUGGACAAUUUAGAUGCAAUUUUGGGUGAUCUAACUAACUCAGAUUUUUGCAGUAAUCCUAUGUCUACAAAUGGGAGUAAUAUAGGAAAUAAGCAACCUUUAUGUCAAGGAACUGCACCACCAGGUAUGAGAAGUCCCCAGUCUGUACAGAACACCCGCCCUCCUUUCAACAGAGCCAUGUCUUUAGACAGCCCCAUGUCAGUGGGUUCAAGUGCACCAGUGAGGGGUGUCAAUGCAUUUUCCAUGUUGCAGAAGCAAAGCAUGAUGGGAGGUAGUCCAAGAAUGACUGAGAACCAGGAAAAUUUUGCCACUAAUAUGGGAGGAUCAAGCAGAAAUAUGCCCAUGAAUCAGCAUUCAGCAAGUGACUGGAGUGUACAAAACUCAAAAGUGAGCAGGAUGGAGCCUACAAGUGCUGGUUCAAUGACAAGACCAGGGGCAGACUGCAACCUUUCCCUUUCUAGAUCCUCAGUUGGCGGGUCCAUGCCUGGUUUGCCCAUGAGAUCCAAUAGUAUGCCUGGAACUAGAACCAUGCUCCAACAACAGAUGAUUCAUAUGAGACCAAAUGAGAUUAAUAUGAGCAUGGGUGGAAAUCCUUAUGUACACCCAGGACCAUCUAAUCAACCAAAUGCAUGGCCUGAGAGCAUGCUCUCUGUUGAGCAAGGUCCACGAGGUUCGCACAACAGGCAAUUAGUUAGAAAUUCCUUGGAUGACCUUUUAUAUCCUUCUCCAACUGUUGAUGGCCAAAGUGAUGAAAGAGCUCUUUUAGAUCAGCUACACACGCUGCUGAGUAGUACAGAUGUCACCAGUCUCGAAGAAAUCGAUCGAGCCUUAGGAAUUCCUGAUCUUGUAAAUCAAGGGCAAGCAUUGGAACCAAAACAAGAACCCUUUCAUGGGCAAGAACCCGCAGUAAUGAUUGAGCAGAAACCUCCAAUGUAUGGCCAGCCCUACCAGGGGCAGGGAGCAGCGAUGCCAGGAGGGUUUAGUAGCAUGCAGGGCCAACAGGCAGCGUUUAACUCCGUGAUGAAUCAGAUGAACCAACAGAGCAAUUUCCCAAUGCAAAAUAUGCAUCCCAGAGCAAAUGUAAUGAGACCAAGAACCAACACACCAAAGCAACUUCGCAUGCAGCUCCAACAGAGGCUUCAAGGGCAACAGUUUUUGAAUCAAACACGUCAGACACUUGAUAUCAAAAUGGAGAAUCCCAACCCGGGUAAUGCAUCAGUUAUGAGACCAGUUAUGCCUCCACAGAUGGGAUCACAACAACAGGGCUUCCUUAAUGCACAGAUGGUGGCCCAGCGAAAUAGGGAGCUAAUAAGUCACCACAUCAGACAGCAACGAAUGGCAAUGAUGAUGCAGCAACAGCAGCAACAGUCUCAGACCUUCAGUCCUCCCCCAAAUGUUACUGCCUCAGGAAGCAUGGAUGGUGCAGUCACAGGCCCUCCAAUGGCUCCAGUCCCACCCCAGCAGUUUUCAUACCCAUCAAAUUAUGGAAUGAACCAGCCACCAGAUCCUGCCUUCAGCAGGGUGUCCAGUCCUCCUAACCCCAUGAUGGCUCAAAGAAUGGGACCCUCGCAGAAUCCUAUGAUGCAGCAUCCUCAGGCGACACCAAUGUAUUCUUCUCCUGAGAUGAAGGGCUGGCCAUCAGGAAGUAUGGCCAGAAGCAGUUCCUUUCCACAGCAGCAGUUCAGUCAUCCUGGGAAUCCUGCAGCUUACAACAUGUUGCACAUGAACAGCAAUGGUGGUCACAUUGGGCAAAUGAAUAUUAAUACUAUGCCUAUGUCAGGAAUGCCCAUGGGCCCAGACCAGGUAAGAUUGCUCCUGAUAUUGGUUCUAAUAGGAGUUUUUAAAAGUACUUAGAAUUUUAAAGUGCCAUUUCAAGUGAAUGUUCACAAACACGUUUCAGCCUUUUCACAUUGUAUAGUUGUCUUUUUUCUUGCUGUACACUUUAUCUUAUUUCUCUUGGCAUUAGGAAAAAUCCUUUCACUCACCUUUAUCUCCUAACAACCACUGUUAAAAGAACUAUCACCCCAUCACCACAGGUUUGGCGUUUCUAUUACUAUCCACAUAUACACACAUUGUUUUCGUUGGUAUAAAUGUCUAUCCACAGGCACUUCACUCUGUGCAAUGGAUGAAGUAGACCCAAGUCUAGGACUUGGAGUAAUGAGUUCAAAUUACAGCAAAGGAUAUUCCACUUGAACAUUAGGAGAACUUCCUGGCCUUAAGAGCCAUUCAGCAGUAGAACAUUUUGCCUCGGAGUGUGGUGGAAGCUCCUCCUUUAGAGCUUUUAAACAGAGGCUGGGUGGUCAUCUGCCGGAGGUGCUUUGUGCUUUUUCUGUGUGGCAGGAGAUUGAAUUAUAUGACCUAUGUGGUCCAGAAGACAGGAGCAGAAUUCAAAAUGAUCUUAAGAGAUUAAAGAGAUGGGCCAAAACUAACAAAAUGAAGUUCAACAGAGACAAAUGCAGAUACUCCACUUAGGCAGAAAAAAAAUGAUAUGCAAACAUACAGAAAGGGGGAUGCCUGGCUCGACAGUCCUUGUGGACAACAAGUUAGACAUGAACCAACAAUGUGAUGUGGCAGCUAAAAAAGCCAAUGGGAUUUUGACCUACAUAAAUAGGAGCAUAGUGUCCAGAUGUUCACAGACACGUUUCUGCCUUUUCACAUUGUAUAGUUGUCCUUUUUCUUCCUGUUUCUAUGCUACCCCUCUAUUCUGCUUUGAUCAGAACACACCUGGAAUACUGUGUCCAAUUUUGGGCACGGCAAUUGAAGGGAGAUGUUGACAAGCUGUAAGGUGUCCAGAGGAGGGUGACUAAAAUAAUCAAGGGUCUGGAGAACAAGCUCAGUGAGGAGUGACUUAGAGAGCCGGGCAUGUUCAGCCUGCAGAAGAGAAAGCUGAGAGGAGACAUGAUGAGGGCCAUGUAUAAAUAUGUGAGGGGAAGUCAUAGGGAGGAGGGAGCAAGCUUGUUUUCUGCUACCCUGGAGGACUCAGAACAAUGGCUUCAAACCACAGGAAAGGAGAUUCCACCUGAACAUGAGGAAGAACUUCCUGACUGUGAGAGCUGUUCAGCAGUGGAACUCUCUGGCCUGGAGUAUGGUGGGGGCUCCUUCUUUGGAGGCUUUUAAACAGGCUGGAUGGCCAUCUGUUGGGGGUGCUUUGAAUGAGAUUUUCCUGCUUUUUGAUAGAGGGUUGGAAUGGAUGGCCCACGAGGUCUCCUCCAACUCUAUGAAUCUAUGAAUACUGAUUCAUGCUUUUGCUCCUUAAUCUUCAAUAUUAAAUGUUUGGUUUCCUAAGAAAAUGUGUGCCUCUUACGCUUGGUUUUUUGUUUUGUUUUUUCCCCUUUUGCUGCAGAAAUACUGCUGACACUUCCAACUGCAAUCUCCCAAUAGGCAGAUGUCAUACAUGGCAAGCUCAAAUAUUACAGAAAAGUCUGCGCAAACAUCACAGCAACUUUCUUCUAGCCUUCUGGAAUUGCCACAUCUUUUCCCAUGAAGGUGUCCCAAGUGACUUCAUAAUUAUGGACUUUUUGUGGGGGGGGGGGGGGGGGGGGGGGGUAGAAGCAUAGUAUCACUUUGUUGUGUUAAAAACAACAACCAAGGUCAGAUAUAAUUUUGGCACGCUGCCUCUAGCACCAUGAGAUUGGUAAUGGCAUUUGAGUAAAUGUGAUGGGUAGACCCUUGAAUACCGCUUCUGUUUACUGUAGCUAUCCAAAGCCCUUAACUACAGGCAGACCAAAGUGCCUGAAGAAGCCUGGACAAUAGUCUUGAGUACUAGAGCCUCUGACAGAAUGUAGUUCCUGGCCUUGAUUUAAAAAACGGAACAGGAUGCUGAACCUUUGUGCUGCUGUGAAUCCUGCUCCCACAUGUUCUGAUCUUCUAGUGGCAAUAACCAAGGAGCCACCACAUCCUCCGACUCCUGCUCUUUGUUGCCAAAGGGCUAUGGGGAGAUUAAAUACAUAUAAUCAUGAUAAUGAUUUCCAUGAUGAUGUGCAGCUUUGUGCACUUUAUAAAAUGCUGUACGAGCGGGGUCAAUGCAAUACCUUUAAUAAUAAAGAAUGGAUAUAAAAAUAAUCAAAUUCAUGCCCUCUUUCAAGAUCGGUUUAAAUUAUUACAUAAUGAUUUUCUGUUACGGAAAUCAGAGCAAUAAUUCUACUUUUUAAAUUAAAUUUCAUAAAAGUCAAGGCAAGGCAUUGCAAUUUGAAGAGAAAAUCUCCUUGUGAAUAUUUUGUAUAUAUGAUCUUAAGAUGUUGUAUUAUAUAUAUAUGACUUUUGUAGGCCACUAACUCAUUUUUGAAGAGUUUGUGAAGCUAAAUAUUUAACAAAGAUAAUUUCUGUAAACUCGGUUUAGUCAAAGUUGUCCAAAUAGGGGUGUUUUUUUUUUAUUUAAAUGGUUUUGGACUUGGGUGACUGUGGCCCUUAUCCUCUUUUUAUUGGUUUCUGACAAUUUAUUUAGAUCUUUUAUGUACUGGCUUUUAAAAAGACUAUUUGUUUAUAUUUUAGUGGUCUUUUAAUACUUUCUCUACACCUUAAGUGUGCACUUUGUUACUUUUCUUAUAGAGAGCAAUUUGAUGACAAAAAUACUCUUUUUAGCUGUCAUAAGAGUCUGUGGAAUUUUUAAUAUAAUUCUCUUUUCAAGGAAAGGGGCCUCUGCUCUAAGACAUUUGGUCAACUUUUAAUGAAACCUCAGUGUUUUGUGUGUGUGUAUGUAUGUGUGUGUUAAAUGUCUUCUAUCAUCAGGGAGCACAUCUGGUGAUACAUAAAUAUCCAAUUGUGUGUGGCAAUUAACAAGAUGUAUCACAAUUAAUUGCUAUACUGAUAACAAAUAUAUUUAUUUUCUAAAUAGUUUUGUUCAUUUCAUAUUCUAGUUGAGAGGUCAGAAUCCCCAUAAUUUUCUGUCAAAUGAAGAUAUAUUGAUUCUUGUCUUCUUUUCCAACCCCAAAAACCAUUGUAGAAAGGCAGGCCAGAAUUUCUGAAAGCAGUGUGAUGUUUGCUAUUUUACCUCCUUCCAUUGCAGAUUCAAUCUGAUUUGCUCUUGAAUAAGGAAAUUGGUGAUUUAUUUGAUUCAUAAUUGUAGUUCAGCUUCAUUUUGCAAAAGCUAUUUUUUGUAAGGGACAGAAUUAUUUAAUUCUGAAGUUAUUUCCCUGCAAAGCUGCUAGUACCUGAACACAGAUUUUCAUGUUUGCCUGUUCUGCAUGAUCCACUCAGCGAUUGAAUUUAGUUUCAGUAAAGUUGUACUUCAAAUAUUUGGGCUGCGACCCAGAAUUCUGCGUGUUCUGAUGUGCUCAUGUAUCCACGAAAUUCCUUGUCCUUUAAUUUCUUUUAUGUAUCUUUUUGUGUGUAGAUUACAUAUUGUUCAGUGGAUUUUAAAACGGUAACCUGCUUUGAAUGCAUACUCCUCAUGUGUAUCACUUCAUGGAUGUGCAAUGGUCCCAACUUUAAAGUCAAUAUGGAAAUAGGUUGUACACCUGCACAUUGGAGCCUUUGUGCAGAUGUGGUGCCUCUUGAUUUGGGCAUUUUUUAAGACUUCAGAAACCACCUUCUGAGUAUACCAGGGCAAAGUCAUGGUAAGACUCUAGAUUCUAUCAACUGAGACAAGAUUUUGUUUUCACUUUUAUGUAUAUUGACAAUAAGCUCUGGUUUGCUUUGGAGAAUUGUUAAAAUAUGUGUUGCUGUUUCCUUUUCAUUUUGAGUUACUCUCUUUGCAUUGUAGAAGUGUCGUGGUCCCUGCGGUUCACUGGUGGAUCUUCUCCAUUAUGUUUUUCCCAGUUGCUAUGUUUUGCUGAUUCCAAAGAUAGUUGAAACUUGAUAAAGGAAAAUUAACCACAUCUUUUAAAAAUUGCGACUACUAGUUUGAAUUGGCUUUGUCUGGAAUACUCCAAGCACUGGUGAUUAAAAUGAUCAUAUCUGGAAUCAAAAAUGAACAAUUAAAAAUAGAUUUCUGUUGCAGCACAAUCGGUCUAGUAACAGGACUGUUCAUCAUAUGAUGUGUGGAUUAGCCAAAUGGCACACCAAACAUGGCUGAAUGUGACAAUAAGCUUAGUUUGGUGUUGGUGCCUUCUGAACUCAUUGUCUUUGUAGUAAGCUUAUUCUUAGCACAUCAUUGAAACUUUGGAAAAUGUUUGUGUGUCAUGAUGUAUAAACAUUUUCUAUCUUUGUGCUUUUACUUUAGUGAACAAUUUUUCAGCUGUAACAAACCAUUUGAAUGUUGCACAAGUUAGCACACAGAAUUUAGUAGCAGACUGUCACAUGACAGCAAUUCAGCAAAUAUGAAACCAUUCAACUGAGAGCAAUAUUUCCUAAUCUCAGGAGAAAGGCAUACAGUAUUGAGAAUUGAUUCUAAAGUUAGUUUACAUUGAAUAUUGCUUGUAAUAAUUGAUCUUUACAUCACAAAAGCCCUCUGUGUGGGCUGACAUUAAAAAAAAGGGUUGGUCGUGUGGUCUUUUUUUCUGGGCUUUUUUGUUUUGUUUGGAUGUUAAUAAUGUAAAUAAAGGUUUCUAUUUGAAACUGAA